Morone saxatilis (striped sea-bass) is the source of this 1879-nucleotide messenger RNA. It is a transcript of the gene tmed3, whose product is annotated as transmembrane p24 trafficking protein 3. The record is from RefSeq and is a predicted model, not a curated record. NCBI's taxonomy places the organism in Eukaryota, Metazoa, Chordata, Actinopteri, Moronidae. Gene Ontology annotation, cellular component: Golgi apparatus; COPII-coated ER to Golgi transport vesicle; COPI vesicle coat. Bases 153 to 779 code for a protein of 208 amino acids. Gene Ontology annotation, biological process: Golgi organization; intracellular protein transport; endoplasmic reticulum to Golgi vesicle-mediated transport. The transcript has 3 exons.
UUUACGUUUCACAACCGUGGGCUAAUUUUUUACCAAAAAAUAAACAAACUUGCCCCGGAAGUUGUUCGUGCUCGUGCCACGUCAGAGCUACUAAAGUGUUAGCCCUGCUCCACUGUGUGUGUGCCAGCAGCAGCUCCCUUUUCUCUUUCACCAUGCUGUGCCUGGGACUGAGCUGUUUGCUGCUGCUGCAUGUGUUUGUGGUGUUUGGGACUGAGCUCACAUUUGAGCUCCCUGACAACGAUAAGCAAUGUUUCUACGAGGAACUGGAGAAAGACGUGAAGUUUGACAUAGACUUCCAAGUGAUUUCAGGAGGAAACUAUGAUGUGGACUGUUUUGUGACGGAUCCUCAGAACAAUGUCUUAUAUAACGAGAAGAAGAAGCAGUAUGACAGCUUCUCUCACACCACAACUAUGAAGGGCGUCUACAAGGUCUGCUUCAGCAACGAGUUCUCCACUUUUACACAUAAAAUCGUGUAUCUGGAGUUCCGCCAUGGAGAUGAGGAUCCUCUCCUGCAGAGCAUGACCAGCUCUACUGCACUGACUCAGCUGGAGUCAUCUUGCGUCUCCAUUCAUGAGAUCCUGAAGGUGGUGGCUGACUCACAGACAUGGUACAGGCUGAGAGAGGCGCAUGACCGCACAAAAGCAGAGCAUCUCCUCGAGCGGGUGACCUUCUGGUCCAUAGGAGAAACCGUCCUGCUGUUUGUCAUUGGCAUCGGUCAAGUUAUGUUGCUCAGGAGCUUCUUCACUGAGAAGAAAGGCUCUGUGGCAGCCACCACUUAGAAAUCCUAUUCUUGAUACGUCCUCAGAAAGACAAGGUGGAACAGCGUCAGUGUGAACAUAUAGGUGCAUCUGGAGAGUAGCAGCCAUCUUUUAUUAUUUCCAGCAAACCCUUUGUUUGAGGGAUAGUUCAGGAAGUCUUUUUUUUUUUUCCUGCUUACCCAGUGUCACACAAGUGUGAAUGGCUUUUUUGUGUCUGUGUUGUUUUGUUUGUAAGAAGCUGUACUGAAAAGAAACAACACUCGUACUUUGAAAAUUGAGAUUCGACACCUUUCAGCCUUGCACAGAUUAUUUAUUAAUUGCUAUAGACGUACAACAAAAAGCAUGUUUAGUUUGAUGCAUCUGGUAAUGGCCAGGAUUGCCUUGCAGUAGGACCAUCAAGGAUUUCGGUCUAGAUAGUUGUGGAAAGUGUUGUUUCCGAAUGUCAGUUUUAUUUUAUAGUGUGUGAUGUGUAUUAUGUUUAUUACCUUAAUUUAUGUGCAAAAAGUUACCAGUUGUAAGAGCUCUGUCUCCCUCAUGUCCUUGUGUGUCUUAAGUGCCUUAAGAAAUUUAUUUUUUCAUUUCCUACCAAUUUACCAAGUUUAUGCCAAGUUUACGGUUUACUGCCUGUUACAUGCCAUCCUGUUGUCACUGAUUGAUUAGAUAUUCUCACUUUUAUGUUUUAAAUUUGGUUGGUAAAUUUGGUUAAGUCUGUGUUAUUUUCACAAAGAAAUACGUUUAAUGGACAUUAGUAAGUGACCAAUUAUUGUGGAUCUCACCACUAAAGUUAUGUCUUCAGUCCUAUUUGUUUAUCCAUCUGUUUAUUAUCUGUAAAAUCAGAUUUAAGUAAAAUGUAGUAAAAAAAAAAGUCAUGUUUGGUGAAGAUGCAAAUCCAUUUUCCUCUUCUAAGAUUUGCAUUUUGAACAUUUGUGGUAUUUUCUGAUGCCAUUUCAGAUCCAGGUUCACAUAAAAAUGUAUUUUUGAUUUUAUUGAUUUAAGUUUUAUUAUUAAGAAGAGAGAUUUUGAUUGUAAAUUGUGCAGAUAUAAGCUCUCAUGUGUUUUCUAAUUAAUGGCAAAUUACAGGAGAUAAUAAAAGCUGUUUCCGGCCGACUCGUGCCCCUUUA